AUGAAGAGUACACAUGGAGGGUGUGAGACAUCAUUCUUAUUGUCGAAAUUUGUCUACAGGAAAAGCUACUUAUCCACUAUUUAUAAAAAAAAAAAAAGAAGGAAGAAAUAUAGUGCAAACUUCAAAAAUUAAGUCAUAGAAAAAGGGAAAUGUAAGAUCAAUAUUAUUCUUGGAUGAGUAUUGAUAAUUGGAACAUCUUGUAAAUACAUCUAUGAGUGAAGAAGUGAUAAAGAUGUGAAUAGAAGAAGUGAAGUCUAGAUUGUUAUUCCAAGGAGUGUUUAAACAUUUAAGUGCUUGACAUCAUUCUUAAAUACUUGAUAUAAGAAUCCAAAGUGUUUAAAGGUGCAUCAUUUCUAAUUGUAUUUCUUUUCUGUAUUGAAAUAUGAUGUUUGAGAUUUGUAAAUUUUUAUUUUUGUAAUUCCAUUGCUAAGGGACUAGCAAUGAUUUAACUUGGGGGGUGUGAUAAGUCUUCAUUAUCAUGAGUUAAUAAUUAGUAAAUAAUAUAGUUUUAGCCUUAACUCAUGAUAAAUAGACUUAUAUUUGUGUUAAAGCAUGAAAAGUGGUUUUCAGUUGAUUAACGUUAAUUUUUGGGUAAUUAUGUGAUUUUAUACGAUUUUUACAGUCUUAGUUUUGAGAUAAAUGAAGAACAAGAAAUAAAAAUAAAAAUAUUGCAAAAUGGGGAACCCGCCGGCCAGCCGGGCCCGCAAGCGGGUCGGAAGCGCAGUCGGGGAGUAGCCGCGAGCAGGGGCUCGAGCGGCUUGCUUGGAUCGAUAGGGGCACGUGUGCGCCACUCCCCUUCCACGUCACCGGUGGCCAGCCGGCUGUGGGGCAAGGAGUGGUCGUACACGCGAGAGAAGAGACUUUGCCUUACAAAGCUAACAUUACUAUAUAUUCGCCCGAAAAAUCGGUGCACAACCGAUGUGGGACUAAACCCCCGUCACACCUUGUUCAGGGGCGGGCGACCGCCGCGGGUUCGAAUCCUCCCAGAGUCAAAAUUCAUAUAUUUUUAACUGAUUAUCGCGACUUUCCUGCAGAUCGCCGCUGAAGGAUUAAGCAACCAGAAUCGUUGGAUCAUCGGCGAAAAUCUCGUCAACGCAAUUCGCGGAGCAUUGCUACUAAAGUUGCUGAACGAUUCACGAUAAAAGGAUCGCGAAUCCAUCGAGUAAAUCAUCUCCGAUUGAUCGACGAACAAGCCGUCGUCGGGAAGAGGACGAUCCGUCGGGAGACAAGUCGCCACCUCCUGAGAGCGUACCAGAUGCGAUGAAGAGCCUCCUCUUGCUGCGCGGACCUGAGGAUGAAGCUCCCUAACACGCGCCUCACCUCCAUCCCGCCCCUCUCCGUCGGGUGACAGCCGCCGGAGAGCCGCAAAGUCGCCGUUUUUCCGCUCCGCCGGGUGACAGCCGCCGGAGACGAUUCGACGACCCACUUCAUUGGUCUCUAGACUUCGCGAGAAGAUCUAGAGAUUGCCCACGUCGUCUUUGUCCAAGGAGAGCCUUCGAGGCCGUAGACACUGCACGACGACCCUCCCGAACGCUCAGGAUUCCGGUGCAUCGCCGACGCGUCGCCGUCGCGACGCCGGAACUCUGUUUUCCUGCUUUAUCUAGAGACUGCCCACGUCGUCUUUGUCCAAGGAGAGCCUUCGAGGCCGUGGACACUGCACGACGAUCCUCCCGAACGCUCAGGAUUCCGGUGCAUCGCCGACGCAUCGCCGACGCAUCGCCGUCGCGACGCCGGAACUCUGUUUUCCUGCUUUCAAUUUAAUUUACGCUUCAUUUAGUGAUACUUUGUUGAUUUUUAUUUACCAAACUAUACUUCGUUCAACUACGAUUCUUCCGGCUUUUACAGAUCUUAAUUUGAUUAAUUGAGUCGUCUGUAAUCGCCUACGUAAGAAUCGCCGGGCGGAACUGUGUUUCCGCCUGAUUCGCGUUCGCCGGGCGCUGACGUCAUCCUGACGUCCGCACCCUUAUUUCCUUUUUUUUUCGUGAAUUUUAAAUAUAUUUCCUUUUUAUUUUCUAGUAUAAAAUUCGUAAGAAAAUCGUACUCAUUGAGAAAAAUUCUGAAUAAUUACCAGAUAUUAUAUUACAUCCCUGUGAUCGACCUAGAAAAUUACCGCUAUUUUUGGAAUUUUUAUUGAAUUAUAAUUGAUAUAUUUAUUUAGAAAUACUUCUAAAUAUCCGAAAAUUCGUAUUUUCUAGUUUUAUAAAUUUUAUAUUUGCGUGAUUUAACAUACAACGACUGAGUCACGUCAACCCUUUUCUCACAUUUCAAUCCCCUAGAUAUAUAUUACUGAAAUUCGAAAUUAAAACUAUAAAGAGGAUAGUUUUGAUUUAUUUUUGACAAAUUUAUUGUGGCUAAAAAUAAACUGAAAAAAGAAAAUAGAACUGUCAGAACUAUCUAAUUUACAAAUUCUUUACAUCAUAUUACAUGCAUGAAAAAUUAAAUCAAUUAGAUUGAUUGAUACCAAAAGAUACUAGGAAGAUUAUUAUUGAGUCAAAAGAAUGAUCUAGUAGUAUGAAAUGUUGGAAUACUCUUUGGAUACAUGAUAGAUAACAUGGAUUUGAUUUUACAAAUUUUCACUUCAUGAUCUUAAUGGAUAGUAUUUACUUGAUGUGAAAAUUUGAUUGAUCAUUUAAAUUUAAUGGAGAUUUUUGCACCCUGAUCUAUAGGAUUAAUGAGGAGAAAUCACUUAUUUCGAAAAAAAAAGAGAGAGCAAUGUGAAAAAUCUAGAAACGAAGAGUACACAUGGAGGGUGUGAGACAUCAUUCUCAUUGUCGAAAAUCGUGCAUAGAAAAACACUUGCAGAAAAAUAAGUGGAUAAAGUGAAAGCCCUGAAAAUGAAGAGUACACAUGGAGGGUGUGAGACAUCAUUCUUAUUGUCGAAAUUUGUCUACAGGAAAAGCUACUUAUCCACUAUUUAUAAAAAAAAAAAAAGAAGGAAGAAAUAUAGUGCAAACUUCAAAAAUUAAGUCAUAGAAAAAGGGAAAUGUAAGAUCAAUAUUAUUCUUGGAUGAGUAUUGAUAAUUGGAACAUCUUGUAAAUACAUCUAUGAGUGAAGAAGUGAUAAAGAUGUGAAUAGAAGAACUGAAGUGUAGAUUGUUAUUCCAAGGAGUGUUUAAACAUUUAAGUACUUGGCAUCAUUCUUAAAUACUUGAUAUAAGAAUUCAAAGUGUUUAAUGGUGCAUCAUUUCUAAUUAUAUUUUUUUUGUAUUGAAAUAUGAUGUUUGAGAUUUGUAAAAUUUUAUUUUCGUAAUUCCAUUGCUAAGGGACUAGCAAUGAUUUAAGUUGGGGGGUGUGAUAAGUCUUCAUUAUCAUGAGUUAAUAAUUAGUAAAUAAUAUAGUUUUAGCCUUAACUCAUGAUAAAUAGACUUAUAUUUGUGUUAAAGAAUGAUUUUUUGUUUUCAAUUGAUUAACGUGAAUUUUUGGGUAAUUAUGUGAUUUUAUACAAUUUUUACAGUCUUACUUUUGAGACAAAUCAAGAACAAGAAAUAAAAAUAAAAAUAUUGCAAAAAUGGGGGGACCCGCCGGCCAGCCGUGCUCGCAAGCAGCUCGGAAGCGCAGUCGGGGAGUAGCUGCGAGCAGGGGCUCAAGCGGCUUGGCUUGGGGACCGACUGACACGCGUACGCCACUCCCCUUCCACAUCACUAGUGGCCAGCCGGCUAUGGGGCAAGGAGUGGUCAUACACGUGAGAGAAGGGACUAACCCCCGUCACACCUUCCUCAAAAGAGGCGGGCGAUUGGCGUGGGUUCGAAUCCUUCCAGAGUCAAAAUUCAUAUAUUUUUAUUUGAUUAUUGCGACUUUCUUGCAGAUGGCUGGGGAAGGAUUAAGCAACGAGAAUCGCUGGAUCAUCGGCGAAAAUCUCAUCAACACGAUUCGCAAAGCAUUGCUACUAAAAUUGCUGAACGAUUCACGAUAAAAGGAUCGCGAAUCCAUUGAGUAAAUCAUCUCCGAUUGAUCGACGAACAAGCCGUCGUCAGGAAGAGGACGAUCCGCCGGGAGACCAGUCGCCACCUCCAGAGAGCGUACCAGAUGCGAUGAAGAGCCUCCUCUUGCUGCGCGGACCUAAGGAUGAAGCUCCUUAACACGCGCCCCACCUCCAUCCAGCGCCUCUCUGUCAGGUGACAGCCGCCGGAGAGCCGCAAAGUCGCCAUUUUUCCACUCCGCCGGGUGACAGCCACCGGAGACGAUUUGACGACUCACUUCAUUGAUCUUUAGACUUUGCGAGAAGAUCUAGAGAUUGCCCACGUUGUCUUUGUCCAAGGAGAGCCUUCGAGGCCGUGGGCAUUGCACAACGAUCCUCCCGAACGCUCACGAUUUCGGUGCAUCGCCGACGCAUCGUCGUCGCGACGCCGGAACUCUGUUUUCCUGCUUUCAAUUUAAUUUACGCUUCAUUUAGUGAUACUUUGUGUGAUUUUAAUUUACCAAACUAUAUUUCGUUCAAUUAUGAUUCUUCUGGCUUUUACAGAUCUUAAUUUGAUUAAUUAAGUCAUCUGUAAUCGCUUACGUAAGAAUCGCCGGGUGGAACUCUAUUUCUGCUGUUUGCUAGGAGCUGACAUCAUCCUGACGUCUGCACCCUUAUUUCCUUUUUUUCGUGAAUUUUAAAUAUAUUUUCUUUUUAUUUCCUAGUAUAAAAUUUGUAAGAAAAUCGUAUUCAUUGAGAAAAAUUCUGAAUAAUUACCAGAUAUUAUAUUACAUCCCUGUGAUCGACCUAGAAAAUUAUCGCUAUUUUUGGAAUUUUUAUUGAAUUAUAAUUGAUAUAUUUAUUUAGAAAUACUUCUAAAUAUCCGAAUAUUCGUAUUUUCUAGUUUUAUAAAUUUUAUAUUUGCGUGAUUUAUUGUACAACGACUGAGUCACGUCACACCCCUUAUUUUGCUUUAUUUGAUGAGAUUUAAUUUGUGGAGAUUAGGCAACAGAAUCAAGUUGAGGCACUAA
This is a messenger RNA of Spirodela intermedia, 4929 nucleotides long. The record is from the annotation of a GenBank genome assembly. Lineage: Eukaryota; Viridiplantae; Streptophyta; Magnoliopsida; Alismatales; Araceae.